AUGACGGCAAUGUCUCGGCCAUUUGGUACUCUGCCUUCCUCCGCGAAGGUCUCUCCCACUCCGUUCACGGUCUCGAUUCCCAAGACACAACUUGACGAACUAAAGACACUCAUCGAGCUGUCAAAGCUUGCCCCGCACACAUACGAGAACUCGCAGAUUGACGCCAAAUAUGGAGUCACUACUGACUGGAAAGCAUCUGAGGAUCGUAUUAACAGCUUUCCACAAUGGACCACUGAAAUUGAGGGGCUGGUCAUUCAUUUUGUGGGCUUGUUCUCAGAAAAGAAAGAUGCAAUUCCUAUCCUCUUGUGUCAUGGAUGGCCAGGAAGCUUUCUGGAGUUCCUCCCUAUAUUGGAGUUAUUCCAGAAGGAAUACACACCAAGUACCUUGCCAUACCAUCUAAUUGUGCCUUCUCUACCAGGAUACACCUUUUCAUCCGGUCCACCACUAGACCGGAAUUUCGGAACUCAGGAUAUUGCCCGUGUCCUAGACCAAUUGAUGAAAAAUAUCGGAUUCGAAAGCGGCUACGUCGCUCAGGGUGGUGACAUCGGCAGUCGUAUUGCUAGAGAAUUGGCUGUGGACUAUGAAAGCUGUAAAGCCGUGCAUCUCAAUGUUUGUUUCAUGGGACGGCCGGUAGGUAUGACGGACGACCACCUAAGCGAUAAAGAGAAGCUCGGUAUUCAACGAUUCGACAACUUCAAAACGUUGGGCUCUGGAUAUCUGACCGAGCAUGGUACUCGACCAAGCACCAUCGGCCAUGUUCUUUCGGCAAGUCCAAUUGCACUCUUGGCGUGGAUCGGUGAGAAAUUCUUGGAGUGGGUAGACGAGCCUUUAUCUCCAGAACACAUCCUCGAGUCAAUCACUCUGUAUUGGCUCACUGAGACAUUCCCUCGGUCAAUUUAUACGUAUCGUCAGAAUUUUCCACCCGUGCCGAUCCCUUCCCCGAAUGAUCCUCGGUGGUAUAUCAAGAAACCUUUUGGCUUUUCAUCAUUCCCUCAAGAGCUUGCUCCCCUACCGCGGUCUUGGAUUGAGACUUCGGGUAACUUAGUUUAUUGGGGAGAACAUGCAAAGGGCGGUCAUUUUGCGGCAAUCGAGCAGCCCGAAGCAUUGAAGACGGAUCUAAUUCAGUUUGUGGACCAGGUAUGGCCGGGGAUCACUAGUACUAAAUGA
Molecule: messenger RNA, 1167 nt
Organism: Penicillium pulvis
Lineage: Eukaryota; Fungi; Ascomycota; Eurotiomycetes; Eurotiales; Aspergillaceae
Product: epoxide hydrolase family protein
Exons: 9
Coding region: 1-1167 (388 amino acids)
Biological process (GO): epoxide metabolic process
Molecular function (GO): epoxide hydrolase activity
Source: RefSeq, a predicted model, not a curated record